Vidua macroura (Pin-tailed whydah) is the source of this 705-nucleotide messenger RNA. RefSeq names its product NAD(P)(+)--arginine ADP-ribosyltransferase 2-like. The record is from RefSeq and is a predicted model, not a curated record. NCBI's taxonomy places the organism in Eukaryota, Metazoa, Chordata, Aves, Passeriformes, Viduidae. Gene Ontology annotation, molecular function: NAD+-protein-arginine ADP-ribosyltransferase activity; NAD+ poly-ADP-ribosyltransferase activity.
AUGGCCCCUCUGUCUCACACCCUGGCACUGCUGGCAAUGACUGUGGCCACUGUGGCCAUCAAGGUGGUGCCCCUGGGCAUGGCCCGGGACUCCUUCGAUGACCAGUACGGGGGCUGCAGACAUGCCACGACCGCGGCACUGCCAGCCCUCAACUGCUUUGAGUUCCGCCAGAACCUUCUGUUUGCCCAGGUCUGGGCAAAGGCCGAGGCUGAGUGGCACAAGCGGGGCUCUCCUGUGUCCCCUCUGGUGUCCCCACGGCACGCCAUCGCUCUCAUGGCCUACACGACGACGGACAUUUACAAGGAGUUCAACGUGGCCGUGCGCGCGGCCGGGCGCUCCCGCCAGGAAUACCGGAACAACUUCCACUUCAAAACGCUGCAUUUCCUGCUGACCAAGGCCCUGGUGGCACUGAGGCACGCUCAGAAAACGAUGUGUCACCACGUGUUCCGGGGCGUGCGUGACGUCCGGUUCCAGACACGUGUGUUCGGUCAAUGCACAUCGAUGUUGCUGCGCAAAGAGAUGACCCCGCAAUACGGAACAGACACGAUAUUCGAGGUUCACACGUGCCACGGCGUGGACAUCCAGGCAUUUUCCUUCAAUCUGAGCAACCGAGAAAUGGCUGUCAGUGUCUUCAAAAUGGGGAUGGAUGGCUCUACGGACGUGAAGUUUGUCACAGAACCCUGGUGGCUUGAUGAGAACAUUUGA